CUGAGCUUAUGACGGUGGGAUUAGGUAGCACGAGGGUAUUACGGAGAGAGGAAUCAGGAUGCAAAGAUUCUUUUGUCUAUCGUGAGGAAGACAACCGGACGGCUUAUAGGAGCACCGUGCAGCUCUAGAGCCCCACGGGGAAACAUCAGCCGACCAGGGGCAGUCAAAAUGAGUGACAAUACUACUUUGGCUCCUCCAGCGGCAAGCCAAGCUCCUGCCACCCCGCGCAAGGGGCCUCCCAAGUUCAAGCAGAGACAGACUCGCCAAUUCAAGAGCAAACCUCCUAAAAAGGGUGUGAAAGGGUUUGGAGAUGACAUUCCAGGCAUGGAGGGACUAGGAACAGAUAUCACGGUGAUUUGUCCAUGGGAGGCCUUCAGCCACUUGGAACUGCACGAGCUUGCCCAGUUCGGGAUUAUCUAAAGCACCAGGGGUUCUGCCAACGCGCAGCCACAUCUGCUGUAAAAUUGACUGCUUUUGCUCUAUUGUUCUGACAGAGGCUUAAAAUUCAGUAUUUAGAAGGAGUUUCUUGGACUUCUGUGGUCAUUUUCCAUCAGUUACCAAGUCGUUCUCUUGGUGUCAGAAUCUCUCUUGCAGCCCAUAGCUCAGCUAGGAGUGAGAUUGAAAACCUACUUUUGUUGGGUGAUUUUAAACUUCACCACCCUUUCUAUCAACUGGUUAGAAGCCAUCAAUAUUUCUGUACAUUUUGUUUUAUGUGUAAGUUUCUCAAAUCUAAUUUGCUUGGCAUUCAUUGUAAUUAGUAGUAGAAUUUUAAGAUAGCACGUCAUUCUUCGCCCCUUCUUAUUUUAAGAAAGGAGACAUUUACCUUGAAUCUUAUGGUGAAAUUGUACUAAAUACUGCAUACAAAUACUUGAUGCCCUGUUCUGAGAACUAGUUAAACAAAGAAGGCACAGUCACGUGGAAAUAGGCACACGAUGCUUGUGAAAGAGUACAAGAUUAAGAUUCAAGUCAUAGUUUUGCUUUGUCAAUUUCACUUUCUUGGUCUAUAUUUUAUUGAAGUAGGUUAUCCUGAGGUCCCAUGUAGCUCUGAAUUAUACAAUUCUAUGAUAGUUGAAGACUGGACACUUAAACUCACAACUCUGACAACAUGAGUCUACUUUUUAGUGCUCUGUUUCGGAAAAGUUCCUAUUUAUAGUCUCCCUUUGGUGGAAUUAUUCUGUCCAAUGGCUUAAGGUGAGAGUCACAGCUUAUUUGUAUAUGCAUCGGCUGGAUUUCUGUACAUUUAUAAUAAAUCACUUUUAAACCAUU
This is a messenger RNA of Ictidomys tridecemlineatus (thirteen-lined ground squirrel), 1266 nucleotides long. RefSeq names its product phosphodiesterase 6H (gene Pde6h). Gene Ontology annotation, biological process: positive regulation of G protein-coupled receptor signaling pathway; positive regulation of epidermal growth factor receptor signaling pathway; visual perception. Gene Ontology annotation, cellular component: photoreceptor outer segment membrane. Lineage: Eukaryota; Metazoa; Chordata; Mammalia; Rodentia; Sciuridae. Gene Ontology annotation, molecular function: 3',5'-cyclic-nucleotide phosphodiesterase activity; cGMP binding. The record is from RefSeq and is a predicted model, not a curated record.